GGAAAGGAGGGGUGUUAAGGGGUGGGGGAGUCAUUUAUGCAGAGCAGGCACUGCUGCCAUUGCCACUCAGAAUCCCCGCGCGCUGCUUCGAGCCAGAGGGAGCGCAGGGAGCGAGCAAGCGAGCGCUCAGAGCCCGGGCCAGCAGAGGGGGCGCCCGGCCGCUGCCUGCACCGCCCCCGCCGGCCAUCUCCGUCGCGCUCGGGGGCUCCGGGAGGAGCGAGAGCUAGUCGGAGAGUCCGGGAGCCGAGCCGGACGAGACCCAACUGCGGAGGGCGCCCGCCCCACUCAGCCGCCUCCUGCGCCCGAGCCAGGGAGCACCGCCGACCGCCCCGCGGGCCGUAGAGCAGGGAGCACAGGUCCCCGCAGCCCCAGGAAUGGUCUAGGAGCCGGCGCGGGGCUCGCUGCUCUGCUCCCUGCCGGGGCUCGCUGCCUACUGCCGAUCGCCCGGGGCUGCGAGCCGCGGCGGCCCGGGGCUGCGCGCCGGGGCGGCCCAGGCCGGAGAAGUUAGUUGUGCGCGCCGCUUACUGCGCGGAGCCAGCCAGCAAGCGGGGGAGCGGCGAGGCGCCGGGACCAUGGGCUGGGGGAGCCGCUGCUGCUGCCCGGGACGGCUAGACCUGCUGUGUGUGCUGGCGCUGCUCGGGGGCUGCCUGCUCCCCGUAUGCCGGACGCGCGUCUACACCAACCACUGGGCAGUCAAAAUCACCGGCGGCUUCCCGGAGGCCGACCGCAUAGCCAGCAAGUACGGAUUCAUCAACAUAGGACAGAUAGGGGCCCUGAAGGACUACUACCACUUCUACCAUAGCAGGACAAUUAAAAGGUCAGUUCUCUCCAGUAGAGGAACCCACAGUUUCAUUUCAAUGGAACCAAAGGUGGAGUGGAUCCAACAGCAAGUGGUGAAAAAACGGACAAAGAGGGAUUAUGACCUCAGUCGUACUCAGUCUACCUACUUCAAUGAUCCAAAGUGGCCAAGCAUGUGGUAUAUGCACUGCAGUGAUAAUACGCAUCCCUGCCAAUCAGACAUGAAUAUCGAAGGAGCCUGGAAGAGAGGCUACACGGGAAAGAACAUUGUGGUCACCAUCCUGGACGAUGGCAUUGAGAGAACCCAUCCGGAUCUGAUGCAAAACUACGAUGCUCUAGCGAGUUGCGACGUGAAUGGGAAUGACUUGGACCCAAUGCCUCGUUAUGAUGCAAGCAACGAGAACAAGCAUGGGACCCGCUGUGCUGGAGAAGUGGCAGCCGCUGCAAACAACUCCCACUGUACGGUCGGCAUUGCUUUCAACGCCAAGAUCGGAGGAGUGCGAAUGCUGGACGGAGAUGUCACAGACAUGGUGGAAGCGAAGUCGGUCAGCUUCAAUCCCCAGCACGUGCACAUAUACAGCGCCAGCUGGGGCCCAGACGACGAUGGCAAAACUGUGGACGGACCAGCCCCCCUCACCCGGCAAGCCUUUGAAAACGGUGUUAGAAUGGGGCGGAGAGGCCUCGGCUCUGUGUUUGUCUGGGCAUCCGGAAAUGGUGGAAGGAGCAAAGACCACUGCUCCUGCGAUGGCUACACCAACAGCAUCUACACCAUCUCCAUCAGCAGCACAGCGGAAAGCGGAAAGAAGCCCUGGUACCUGGAAGAGUGUUCAUCCACGCUGGCCACCACCUACAGCAGUGGAGAGUCUUACGAUAAGAAAAUCAUCACUACAGAUCUGAGGCAGCGUUGCACGGACAACCACACUGGGACAUCGGCCUCAGCCCCCAUGGCUGCGGGCAUCAUUGCACUGGCCCUGGAAGCCAAUCCGUUUCUGACCUGGAGAGACGUACAGCAUGUUAUUGUCAGGACUUCCCGUGCGGGACAUUUGAACGCUAAUGACUGGAAAACCAAUGCUGCUGGUUUUAAGGUGAGCCACCUCUACGGAUUUGGACUGAUGGACGCGGAAGCCAUGGUGAUGGAGGCAGAGAAGUGGACCACGGUUCCCCGGCAGCAUGUGUGUGUGGAGAGCACAGACCGACAAAUCAAGACGAUUCGCCCCAACAGUGCAGUGCGCUCCAUCUACAAAGCCUCGGGCUGCUCCGAUAACCCCAACCGCCACGUCAACUACCUGGAGCACGUCGUCGUGCGCAUCACCAUCACCCACCCCAGGAGGGGAGACCUGGCCAUCUACCUGACCUCGCCCUCGGGAACUAGGUCCCAGCUUUUGGCCAACAGGCUAUUUGACCAUUCCAUGGAAGGAUUUAAAAACUGGGAGUUUAUGACCAUUCAUUGCUGGGGAGAACGAGCCGCUGGUGACUGGAUCCUUGAAGUUUAUGAUACUCCCUCUCAACUGAGGAACUUUAAGACUCCAGGUAAAUUGAAAGAAUGGUCUUUGGUCCUCUAUGGCACUUCUGUGCAGCCGUAUUCACCAACCAACGAGUUUCCUAAAGUAGAACGUUUCCGCUAUAGCCGAGUUGAAGACCCCACAGACGACUAUGGUACGGAGGAUUAUGCAGGUCCCUGUGACCCUGAGUGCAGUGAGGUUGGUUGUGACGGGCCAGGACCAGACCACUGCAAUGACUGUUUGCACUACUACUACAAGCUGAAAAACAACACCAGGAUCUGUGUCUCCAGCUGUCCCCCUGGCCACUACCAUGCUGACAAGAAGCGAUGCAGGAAGUGUGCCCCCAACUGUGAAGCCUGCUUCGGCAGCCACGGCGACCAGUGCCUGUCCUGUAAAUACGGAUACUUCCUGAACGAAGAAACCAACAGCUGUGUUACUCACUGCCCUGAUGGGUCAUAUCAGGACACCAAGAAAAAUCUUUGCCGGAAAUGCAGUGAAAACUGCAAGACGUGUACUGAAUUCCACAACUGUACAGAAUGUAGGGAUGGGUUAAGCCUGCAGGGAUCCCGGUGUUCUGUCUCCUGUGAAGAUGGGCAGUACUUCAAUGGCCAGGACUGCCAGCCCUGCCACCGCUUCUGCGCCACUUGCGCUGGGGCAGGAGCUGACGGGUGCAUUAACUGCAUGGAGGGUUACUUCAUGGAGGAUGGGAGAUGCGUGCAGAGUUGUAGCAUCAGCUAUUACUCUGACCACUCUUCAGAGAAUGGAUACAAAUCCUGCAAAAAAUGCGAUACCAGUUGUUUGACGUGCAAUGGCCCAGGGUUCAAGAACUGUACAAGCUGCCCCAGUGGGUAUCUCUUAGACUUAGGAAUGUGUCAGAUGGGAGCCAUCUGCAAGGAUGGAGAAUACAUUGACCAGCACGGCCACUGCCAGACCUGUGAAGCCUCGUGUGCCCAGUGCCGGGGGCCAACCCAGGAAGACUGCACUGGCUGCCCUGUCACAAGGAUUUUUGAUGACGGCCGCUGCGUUUUGAACUGUCCCUUAUGGAAAUUUGAAUUUCAGAACCAAUGCCAUCCGUGCCACCACACCUGCCAGGGCUGCCAAGGAAGGGGGCCUUCUGACUGCACUUCCUGUGGAGCAGAUGACCAUGGCCAAGAACGCUUCCUGUACCAGGGAGAGUGUCGAGAGAGCUGCCCAGCAGGCCACUACCCUACCAAGGGGCACAACUGCCUGCCCUGCCCAGACAACUGCGAGCUUUGCUACAGCCCACGUGUCUGCACGAGAUGCAUGGAUGGCUACUUCUUAGUGCCCACCAACCACACCUGCCAGAAGUUAGAGUGUGGACAAGGUGAAGUGCAAGACCCAGACUAUGAAGGAUGUGUGCCUUGUGAAGAAGGGUGUCUGGGAUGCAGCUUGGAUGAUCCGGGAACCUGUACAUCGUGCGCUAUGGGGUAUUACAUGUUUGAACGCCACUGUUACAAAACCUGUCCCGAGAAGACCUACCCUGAGGAAUCGGAAUGCAGAGCAUGCGACACUAACUGUGGCAGCUGUGACCAGAACGAGUGUUACUGGUGUGAAGAGGGCUUCUAUCUCUCGGGUGGCAGCUGUGUGAGAAAAUGUGGCACUGGCUUCUAUGGUGAGCAAGAAAUAGGAGAAUGUGAGCCCUGCCACCGAGCCUGCAAAACCUGUACCGGCCCUGGCUACGACGAGUGCAGCAGCUGCCGAGAAGGGCUGCAGCUGCUGCAUGGGACAUGUGUACAUCUGGCCCCGUCCCAGGUGGAAGGCCAGUUCUGGAAUGAAGCUGUGCCCACUGCAAACCCAUCUCUGGUGAAGAGUCUGCUGCAGGAGCGACGAAGGUGGAAGGUUCAAAUCAAAAGAGACAUUUUGAGAGAAUAUCAGCCUUGUGAUUCUUCUUGUAAAACCUGCAGUGGAUCUGCAACUCUGUGCACGUCCUGUCCAAAAGGUGCGUAUCUGUUGGCUCAGGCCUGUGUUUCCUCCUGUCCCCAAGGCACAUGGCCCUCCACACAGAGUGGGAGAUGUGAGAGCUGUACAGAGGACUGUGCCUCUUGCUCUGAAGCCGAUCUUUGCGAGAAGUGCCGGCUUCAGCCAGGCCACGCUCUCUUCCUCCAUGAAGGCAGGUGCUACUCCAAGUGCCCUGACGGCUUCUACGCAGAAGACGGCAUAUGUGAACGCUGUAGCUCUCCUUGCAGAACAUGUGAAGGAAAUGCCACCAACUGCCAUUCCUGUGAAGGAGACCUUGUCCUGCACCACGGAGUGUGCCAGGAAACCUGUUCCGAGAGGCACGUGGCUGUGGAGGGGGUGUGCCAGCCUUGCCCAGAGAGGUGUCAGGAGUGCAUCCACGAGAAAACAUGCAAAGAGUGCCUGCCUGAGUUCUUCCUGCACAGCGACAUGUGCCAUCAGUCCUGUCCCCAAGGCUUCUACAAGGACUCACGCCACUGUGUCCCCUGUCACGAAGACUGUCUGGAGUGCAGGGGCCCCAAAGCUGAUGACUGUGAGCUCUGUGCUAGUGCUUCCUUGGUCCUCUACGAUGGGCUGUGCUUGAACGAGUGCCCAGCAGGAACUUACUAUGAAAAACAGACUAAGGAUUGCAGAGAUUGCCCCGAGUCCUGCUCAACCUGCUCGUCAGCUGGGACCUGCACCGCCUGUCGGGAAGGCUGGAGGUUGAACAGCCACGGGGGCUGCGUGGCUAAGGAGGAGUGUGCCCCCACCGAGUACUGGGAUGAAAAGGCUCUUGGGUGCAAGCCCUGCCACACUCAGUGCUUCCGCUGCACAGGGCCUGCCAGGGACCAGUGUCACACUUGUCAGAGGAAGACCCUUCUUCUCAACACAACCUGUGUGGAGGACUGCCCAGAGGGCUACUAUGCCGAUGAGGGCAGCCACCGCUGUGGCCCCUGCCACAGCUCUUGCAGGACGUGUGAGGGGAGACACAGCACGCAGUGCCGCUCCUGCCGACCGGGCUGGCUCCAGCUGGGAAAAGAGUGCCUGCUCCAGUGCAGAGAAGGAUAUUACGCAGACAACGCCACAGGCCGGUGUGAGAGGUGCAACAAGAGCUGCAAGGCAUGCCGGGGCCCGCAGCCCACAGACUGCCUGUCUUGCGAUACAUUUUUCUUUCUGCUCCGCUCCAAGGGAGAAUGUCAUCGCACCUGCCCACAUCACUACUACGCAGAGCAGAGCACGCAGACCUGUGAGAGAUGCCACCCGACCUGUGACAAAUGCAAAGGAAAAGGCGCACUGAGUUGCUUGUCCUGUGUGUGGAGUUAUCACCUCAUGGGAGGAAUCUGUGCCUCGGACUGUCUCGUGGGGGAAUACAGAGUGGGAGAGGGAAAGAAAUUUAACUGCGAAAAGUGCCAUGAGAGCUGCAUGGAAUGCAAGGGACCUGGCGCCAAGAACUGCACAGUCUGCCCCGCCAGCCUGCUGCUGCACAUGGAUGACAGUCGCUGCCUCCGCUGUUGCAACUCCUCGGAUCCCACCCACGCCCAGGAGUGCUGUGACUGCCAGGACACCACAGACGAAUGUAUCCUUCGAACAAGCAGGGUUGGGCCUGCAGCUGAGCUCUCCAAGACAGGUCUACUCAUCACCUCCUUCAUCAUGCUGAUGCUUCUGCUUGGGGUGGCUGUGCUCGUCGGGAGGAAAUCUCGGGGCAGAGUCCAGCCAGCAGAAAAGUCCGGCUAUGAAAAGCUGGCUGACCCCAGCAAGUCUUACUCCUAUAAGAGCAGCUACCGAGAGAGCACCAGCUUUGAAGAGGACCAGGUGAUUGAGUACAGGGACCGGGACUACGAUGAGGAUGAUGAUGAUGACAUCGUCUACAUGGGCCAAGAUGGCACCGUCUACCGGAAAUUUAAGUAUGGGUUGCUGGAUGAUGAUGAUGAUGAUGAGCUGGAAUAUGAUGAUGAGAGUUAUUCCUACCAGUAAACGA
Molecule: messenger RNA, 6234 nt
Organism: Propithecus coquereli (Coquerel's sifaka)
Lineage: Eukaryota; Metazoa; Chordata; Mammalia; Primates; Indriidae
Gene: PCSK5
Product: proprotein convertase subtilisin/kexin type 5
Exons: 38
Coding region: 573-6230 (1885 amino acids)
Biological process (GO): peptide hormone processing
Cellular component (GO): trans-Golgi network; Golgi membrane
Molecular function (GO): serine-type endopeptidase activity
Source: RefSeq, a predicted model, not a curated record